Molecule: messenger RNA, 3249 nt
Organism: Equus quagga
Lineage: Eukaryota; Metazoa; Chordata; Mammalia; Perissodactyla; Equidae
Gene: PSD2
Product: pleckstrin and Sec7 domain containing 2
Exons: 14
Coding region: 1-2325 (774 amino acids)
Biological process (GO): regulation of ARF protein signal transduction
Molecular function (GO): guanyl-nucleotide exchange factor activity; protein binding; phospholipid binding
Source: RefSeq, a predicted model, not a curated record
AUGGAAGAGGAUAAGCCACCAUCUGUACUGCCUGGGGAAGGUGGUGCCGCCUGGGACGCCAGCCUGGAGCCCGAGGAGGCACCCGAGGUCCAGAAUGGAAUGGGAGCCAGUGAGGACCUGAAUAGUAGUGACAACAGCCCAGGACAUGAGAUAAGGCAUGCCCUGGUGGACACUGAGGAGCCCACAAAGGGCCCAGACAUGGCCCUCCAUGGCCUCAGCCUUGGCCUCUCCCUUACCAAUGGCCUAGCCCUGGGGCCAGAGUCGAACAUUCUGGAAGAUUCUACAGAGUCCAGGCCCUGGAGGGCUGGUGGGCUGGUGGAGGGUGAGGAUGCCUCCAGGAGCCUCUGUCAAGACACUGAGGACCCUCAGCUGGGGCUGGGUGGCCCCGGAGAGCCAGAUGUGCGGGAUGGCUUCAGCGCCACUUUUGAGAAGAUUGUGGAGUCAGAGCUACUGCGGGGCACCCAGUACAGCAGCCUUGACUCCCUCGAUGUGCUGAGCCUCACAGACGAGAGUGACAGCUGCGUCAGCUUCGAGGCACCCCUCACACCCCUCAUCCAGCAGAGGGCCCGUGAUAGCCCUGAGCCAGGGGCUGGUUUGGGCAUUGGGGACAUGGGGCCUGAGGCGGACAUGGGAGCAGCUGGUGGUGAUGGGGAGCUGGGCAGCCCCCUGCGGCGCUCCAUCUCCUGCAGUCGCUCAGAGAACGUCCUGAGCCGCCUGUCUCUCACGGCCGUGCCCAAUGGCUUCCAUGAAGAUGGACCCCAGGGCCCAGAUGGGGAUGAGGAUGAAGAGGAGGAGGACACAGACAAGUUGCUGAACUCAGCCAGCGACCCGAGCCUAAAGGAUGGCCUGUCGGACUCUGACUCAGAGCUGAGCAGCUCGGAGGGGCUGGAGCCUGGGGGCACAGACCCGCUGGCCAAUGGGUGCCAGGGGGUUAGUGAAGCUGCUCGCCGGCUGGCACGCCGCCUCUACCACCUCGAGGGCUUCCAGCGCUGUGAUGUCGCCCGGCAGUUGGGCAAGAACAAUGAGUUCAGCAGGCUGGUGGCCGGGGAGUACCUCAGCUUCUUUGACUUCUCAGGCCUAACUCUGGACCGAGCACUCAGAACCUUCCUGAAGGCCUUCCCGCUGAUGGGGGAGACACAGGAGCGCGAGCGUGUUCUUACGCACUUCUCCCGCCGGUACUGCCAGUGCAACCCUGAUGACAGCACCUCAGAAGACGGAAUCCACACCCUCACCUGUGCGCUGAUGCUGCUCAACACGGACCUGCACGGACACAACAUUGGCAAGAAGAUGUCCUGCCAGCAAUUCAUUGCCAACUUGGACCAGUUGAAUGAUGGCCAAGACUUUGCCAAAGACCUGCUGAAGACCCUUUACAACUCCAUCAAGAAUGAAAAGCUGGAAUGGGCCAUUGAUGAGGACGAACUGAGGAAAUCACUGUCUGAGCUGGUGGAUGACAAGUUUGGGACAGGCACAAAGAAGGUGACACGGAUCGUGGAUGGUGGCAACCCCUUCCUGGAUGUCCCGCAGGCUCUGAGUGCCACUACCUAUAAGCAUGGUGUGCUGACCCGGAAGACUCACGCCGACAUGGAUGGCAAGAGGACACCCCGUGGGAGGCGUGGCUGGAAAAAAUUCUACGCGGUGCUCAAAGGGACCAUCCUGUACCUGCAGAAGGAUGAGUACAGGCCUGACAAAGCUCUGUCCGAGGGUGACUUGAAGAAUGCCAUUCGUGUGCACCAUGCUCUGGCCACCAGGGCCUCUGACUACAGCAAGAAGUCCAAUGUGCUCAAGCUGAAGACGGCCGACUGGAGGGUCUUCCUGUUCCAGGCACCGAGCAAGGAAGAAAUGCUAUCCUGGAUCCUUAGGAUCAACCUGGUGGCUGCCAUCUUCUCGGCCCCAGCCUUCCCAGCUGCUGUCAGCUCCAUGAAGAAGUUCUGUCGGCCCCUGCUGCCCUCUUGUACCACUCGCCUCUGCCAGGAGGAGCAGCUGCGUUCUCAUGAGAAUAAGUUGAGGCAGGUGACUGCAGAGCUGGCUGAGCACCGGUGUCACCCAGUCGAGAGGGGCAGCAAGUCCAAGGAGGCUGAGGAGAACCGGCUGAAGGAACACUAUCUCACUUUUGAGAAAAGCCGUUAUGAGACCUAUAUCCACCUCCUGGCUAUGAAAAUCAAAGUGGGCUCAGAUGACCUGGAACGAAUUGAGGCCCGGCUGGCUACCCUGGAAGGGGAUGACCCUUCUCUCCGGAAGACACACUCAAGCCCUGCCCUCAGCCAGGGCCAUGGAACUGUGACUGGCAGCAAAGCCACGAAGGAUACCACUGGGCCUGAUACUUAGCUGGUGUAGAUGGGCAGGCCCUGAGGCAGACAAAUGCCCCCAGAGGGGUCAGUGAGCACAAUUCCAGCCAGGGGCCACUUGGACCACCUCCAGGCAGUUGAUGGGCAGCCAGAAGGGUGCAGAGAUCCCUGUAGGCCAAGGAGAUGGAGAUGCUAUUCAUGGCAUUUGUCUUCUUGCAUCCUGGGGCUUCUCUGGGCCUCAGACCCUCUCCGUAGCCCUCACAUCCCUCUCCAGCACGGAGCCUCAUUUUGUAGGCCAGCUGUGUGCAUGCUCUAGAUGCCAUCUCACUGGAGAAGUAGGAAGAGUGGUUGGCUUCCUAAGCCCUCUUGUUCUCACACAUUCCUCCCCUCAUCUCCCUUGUUGCUGAGGGCAGGUCUUGACUCCAGGUCUCAGCUUGGACCCCCACCCUUUCUUCUCCUCCUUCCUCUGAGUUGACCAGCAGCAGGUCUGCAGACCACCAGCACCAUCCUCUCCUCCCUCCACCCAGCAGCCUCUGGAACCACAUCCCGUUCUCCUGCCUCACAUCGCAAUAAUCCAGGACCUGGGCCUGCGCCCUCACUGCCAAGCUGUCUCCACUCACUUGUGCGUCCACCUCACCUUCCAUCCAUUAAGGCCACUACUGCUUUCUUUUAUACGGACAUAAAUGUAUAUAUAUAAGAAUUAUAUAUAAACAAGGAACCUCUUUAAAGAUGGUUUGGAACUGAUAUCAGUUAGAGGAUGAAAUAAGAUGAAGGAAAAACCUAUUUCAGAACUCCACCUGUUAGUGAGGAGGGCUGCUAUCUGGCACCCUGACACACUGGGAGGGAAGGUGGAGAUAGUGCUGACCUCCUCUCACCCCAUUUCUUCUCUCUUCCGGCUGACCUGUGACUUACACUGCUCUUACAGUUGAUGUUUUGGAAUAAAUAGUGCGUAUGUGUGCCACUC